This is a messenger RNA of Thlaspi arvense, 690 nucleotides long. NCBI's taxonomy places the organism in Eukaryota, Viridiplantae, Streptophyta, Magnoliopsida, Brassicales, Brassicaceae. The record is from the annotation of a GenBank genome assembly.
AUGGGACUACAUACACGAAUGAAUGCAAACCUAACCAUCAAAGACCUAUUGCAUCAGGAUACAAACAGCUGGAAUCUAGAAGCAAUAAAAACUCACUUACCUCAGUAUGAGGAUACCAUCAGACUUCUUAUCCCAAGUUCGUUGAAACCUCCGGAUUCCCUGGUGUGGCUACCUGCGAAGUCAGGAAAUUUUACAACAAAGACAAGGGAAACCAACAACGCACUACCAGUGGGACUGAAUCUCCGAUGGCGGGAAAUAAACGCAAAUGCGUGUUGCACAAGAUGUGGAGAGCAGGAGACAAUUGCACACAUAUGGUGUGAUUGCCCAUACACAAAAGAGGUGUGGAGAGUAGCCCCCAUAACGCCGAACCCGAAGACCCUUUCAACAGACAUAGACUCUAGAGAUCUGCUACGCACUCUCUACAAGUCUAAGAACCAACCUUCAUCAGCGUUACAGGAAACCCCUCUUUACCUCUGGAUUCUCUGGAUUCUCUGGACAUCUAGGAAUAAGCUCACCUUCGAGGGAUCGAGCUACUCAGCGCCUGAACUGGUCGACAAAGCCACCCAGGAAGCGAUCCUAUGGCACUCAGCUAACAUCCCUCCACCUCCGAUACUCUCGAAGCCAGUACAUCCGAAAAAACUUCCCUACGACCCACGGCUUCGAUCUGCUGCUCAGAUGGCGCUUGGCUAG